Thelazia callipaeda (thelaziosis nematode) is the source of this 1011-nucleotide messenger RNA. NCBI's taxonomy places the organism in Eukaryota, Metazoa, Nematoda, Chromadorea, Rhabditida, Thelaziidae. The record is from the annotation of a GenBank genome assembly.
AUGUCGGUCACGUUACAGACAACGUUGGGUGAUAUCAAAAUUGAAUUGUACUGCGACUUAUGUCCUAAAACGUGUGAAAACUUUUUGGCAUUGUGUGCUAGUGGUUACUACAAUAAUUGUAUUUUUCAUCGUAAUAUAAAGGAUUUUAUGGUACAAACUGGUGAUCCAACUGGUACUGGAAAAGGUGGUAAUAGUAUUUGGGGUUCACCAGUAGAAGACGAAUUGCAUCUAACUCUAAAACACGACACCAGAGGUGUUGUGUCUAUGGCUGGAAACGGACCUAAUACUAGUCGAUCACAAUUCUUUAUUACUUACGCUAAACAUCCAACAUUAGAUCUGAAGUAUACAGUGUUCGGACGGAAUCAAAAAUGUGCUUUUUCUAAUAAACCCAUGUUACUCCAAGAUAGUAAAAUAAACGAUAAAAUUAGUGAGGAUAGUAAAAAACAUGCAGUUGAGACAGAGGCAUGUUUGGAAAGGCUGCGAGAAAUGCAAAAGUAUUUUGAGCAGUAUGCAGAAGAAUAUGUUGAAGAGGAAGCUGAAGCAGAAUAUACGGCUGAUGUCCCGAGCAAAACCGAUCGUUUGCGAGAACGUCUUCAACCACUGCUGAACUUAGGACAAGAUUCCUUGACAAGCAGAUUCAGUGCUAGCGAAAUUGUAAAUAUCUUACGCGCGGAACGCGCAGAAGACAUUGUUUGCAUUAGAGUGCCUAUUCAUGACGCUGCUGAUAAAUAUGUUAUCAUAUGUACACCGCAUAAUAUGCGUCACGCCGAUGCUAUAGUGCUUACUUUACGAAAAUGUUUCAAGUUGAAAACUAAUAGUUCUGAGGUACAGCCACCGAGAAAAGCGAAAGUCGGUCAUUGGUUAUGUUACAUUCUGGAAGACAUUUCGCUCCAUAUAAUGUCUCAUGAAGCGCGAUUAAAAUAUGAUCUUGAAUCCCUUUGGGGUAUUGGAUGGGAAGAAAGUUUAGAUGACGAUGUUGAUUUAAAUAUUCCUAUGCCCAGUACAAGUUAA